UAUUUUAGCACGAACUAUAUCCAUAUAAUCAACUUUGAUUAUUAAUUUGAUUGUCAAUUCAAACGGUUAACACCGUUGACCGUUAGUCAACGUUCUAGCUCGUUGUCAUGUCAGCACCAAACAAAAAAAAUUCAAAAUAUUUUAUUAUUUCAUUUAUCACAUUAAUAUGAUAAAAAAUGAUGUUAAAAAUUAAAUCCAACAAAUUAAUUUUGGCCACCCAUGGCCAGCUUAUCCCCUCGCCUCUUUCUAAAUCGAGCAAACCAAAAUUGAACCCUAAUCUAGAGAAGAGCAAAUUGAACCCUAAUUUCGGCCACCCAUCCACAGCAUUACAAAAUCUACCAUUGCCUUCUUCUUCUUCUGCGAGGAAAACUAUCAUAAUCAAACUCGUUUCACCAAACUGGAAAGCUCUGCUCAAGUUCAUCCCACGGCGGGCCUUCGCCGGCAGCCGAGAAAACAUUCAUAGCCAGCUCGGGUUUCUUUAUUCCGACGAGUCUAGAGUGAGAAAAUCAAUCGAAGAGUGUUAGAGAGAGUUUUGGAGAAUGCUAAUUCACUAACGGUCAAUUAUGUUGACCGUCUAAUUUGACGAAAAUUCACGAGUUGAGCCAAUUAAGUGUAUAUGGUAUAUAGUUGAGGCCAAGAUAGCAAUUUAUAAAAUCACUGGGCAAAGUUAAUUAUGUGGAUAUAGUUCGGAUCAAAAUAAGAUAUUAAUCCUAAAAUAAAUGUUGUAACAAUUGAUAAUAAAAAAUAAAGAAAAAAAACAAAUUAGUUUCAUUAAUACAAUAUGUAUUAGCUAGUCCACAAAUAAAAGAGAUCAAUUUUACUAUACCAAGGAGAAUUCAUAAUACAAAGUAACAAAUGUUAUUUUCAUCUUCCCAUAAAAAAAUGUUAUUUUCAUCCAAAAUUGAAGGGAGCAAUUGCUACCAUGACUUUUCCUCAAAAUAAUCAUUCUCUUGUACGAUAAAACUUAUAUUUUCGCCCUUUUUAUUCAACGAAAAAAAAACUUAUAAAUAAAUAAGAAAAAAUUAUGAAUUCUUCUUCAAAUUUCCCUCAAUUUUUCCCCACCCUGAAAUUUCCCUUAUUAUGAUGAGAGAGUAAACAAAAAGAAUCAAUACAAUUAAUCUAACCCGUGACUACCGAGGCAACAACAAUUAUCUUAUCAUCCAAAAGCAAGUGACAUACGCUCUCCAAUACGUGGGACCCACCACCGUAGCCAUGGCCAUGUUUUCUUCCCCAGCUCUUGCCGUGACCGUCCCUCUAAUUAGCUAUAUAUAUAUAUAUAUAUAUAUAUACGGACGCCAACGCAGCCACAGAACAAAUACACUAAACACAUAAAAAUGUACCGUAGCAAGGGCAAGGUUCCCUUCGCAUGGGAAAACAAGCCCGGGAUCCCCAAACGUGCGGCCGGCGCCUCCGCCGUGGAAGUAGAUCAAGCAGAAGACGACUACCCAAGCGAGUCCGGCGAGUUCGUGGUCCUGCAGGGAGCACUCGCCGCAGCAUUCCCGCCUUCUUAUCCUCCGUCGGCACGCGGCCGGCCGUUGACUCGCCACGUCGCCAUCCCACCGCCUCCUCCUCCCGCCCACCGCCAUCGCCUGCGUGUCUACGUGGACGCCGACCCUUUUGCGGCGGCGCUGGAGGAGUGCAAGAGGCCGAGGAGCAAGAAGAUGACCAAACCGUCGUCAUUCUCGUCGUCCUCCUCAUCAUCAUCCACGUCAGCAUCAGGCGGCGAGAGGGGCGAGGUGCUGGUGAGUGUUGGAGCGAGGUGGAGAAAGUUGAUUGCGCUGUCUGGUUUCUCUUGUAGGCACUCGGCGGUUCUCGAUGUUUAUGAUUGUAAUUAAGUUUCGUCACUACAACGGAAAAGAGUUUUUUUUUUCUCGCCAUCAAAACAGUAUUAGUCGAUCGUUGAAAACGAAAAUAGGGUCACGGUUGUCGUGUCGCAAUAAUUGUAUGGUGGUGAUGUUAGGAGAAUAUUGAACGGUGGCCUACAGCGGCGCGUGGCCACUUGGGGCACCAAUGUCCACGCGCUUCCAUGUUAUACCACCGAUAUAUAUACCGCUAUCGCUAUGGCUAAAUUACACGGUUGGUCACUUAAGUUACAUAAAUCUUUCACAUUUGUCCAUUGAAUUACUUUUUUUAUAUUGGUCACUAAAAUUACUCCGUCAGUUUUAUGUGGCAAACGAAACUGCUAACUGGACUAUUAGCUUAAUCACAUGUCAAUUUAAAAAAAUAAAAUAAUUUACACAGGCGGGCCGCAACCGCAACACCCUCUUCUUCUUCGCCCUUUCCUUCACUGUGAGCUUCCGAAGAAGAAUCCCUAACCUAGAAAAGUUCACUAUGCUGCUAGAAAAUCAAAUGAAGCAAUACUUGGUCUUGCACCGUAGUGCUCACAGAUUGUAACAAAAUAAAAAUAAAAAAUCUCAGACCACAUGUUUGCGAUUCAGACGAUGUUGAGGAGAGAACAACAUCUCCCUUUUCGCAAGACGAAAGGCGGAGGUGGACGGAGAAGAAGAAGACAUGGGCGGUUGUUGUGGCUUUCUUCGCAAGACGCCGAAGGAGCUUGGGGGAAGGAACAUAAGAAGACUGUGGCGGCUACGGUUUUCUUCAAGAGACAGGAGACAGAUCUGGAUAAAGGGAGAAGAAAAUACGGCGACAGUGGAGGCUGUGACUUUUUUCGUGAGAUGGUUGGAGGAUCUAGAGGAAUGGAGAAGAAGUGUGUGGCUGGAGGGAGGGGAUUGGUCACCUCUCAAUUUCCAAAUCCAAAUGAAUCUAGUUGUGGACAACGAUCUCGAAUGCCACUGUUGUUAUCGAUGGCGGCAAAUCUAGAAGAAGGAACUCUUACCAGUCGUGAUUACUGGUAUUGUCGAUGGAGGGAAGAGAUUGAACUGUUGGUCGCUACCUUUGUGGCUCGACUCUAACUAAACAUGUCAAUUAACGACCAAGCAUAACCAAUGAUUGGGUGUAGCAUAGGGUAAGCAAGCAAGAAAAAUAUCAAAACACGGUCUCCUAUGUGUACCAUACUCGGGUUAGGUUUCGUUAUCUAGUCAACCUAGAAUAGUGAUUAGGAAAACUAGACUAACUAACCUAGCUAACCACUAACCUAACCAAUUACAACUUGUGGAUUUUUAUUAUCUUGAAUCCACCUAGUUAAUUUGAAUCAAUGUUGAGUACUAUCCUCGCUUGAUCGACUCAAUACCCUACCGUUAUGAGGUCGACUCACUUGGGAUUGGCCCGAAACGACGAAGUGAUGGAUGGGUGGUUCUCUAUUCAACAUAGGGAUUCAUAUAUCGUCAGGAGGUCUAUCGAAUUAAAUCUCUUGUGGAUUACUCGGACAACAUAUGAUAGGAGUGACCCGAAGACGUCGAUAAUGGGCUCUAAGAGGAUUAUCUCCCUCCUAGGUCAAAAGCUCAAUUGACAUGAAGUCGAAUCCAAAAUCAUCAACUUAGAAUAUGUCACAUACAUAAAUUUCAAACCAAAAUCUAGAUCUAGGAUUCAUUAAUCUAAGAGAAAGAGGUCUAGUUCAUAGAGAGAGAAGAGAACUUACAAAAACAGCUCAAAAUCAUCAUCUUCUAGGCUUGAAUCCUUGACUCCAAAAUAAACUAAAGCAUCCAAUUAAACUCCAAGAUCACUCAAGGUCACUCUCUCUCUUUCUCUAAUUUUUUUUGUGUUUUGUGUCGAAACCCUAGAGAGAGAACCAAGUUAUUCUCCAAAAACCAGCUCUUCUCUCUCUACCAGCUGGUGUCUUUUUAUAUACCCGAUAGUGUCGACUUCACGGUGGUGAUAAUAGCAAGAAGACGACGAUCUCCUUAAAAAAUGCACCAUUUUGGG
This is a messenger RNA of Linum trigynum, 3822 nucleotides long. The record is from the annotation of a GenBank genome assembly. NCBI's taxonomy places the organism in Eukaryota, Viridiplantae, Streptophyta, Magnoliopsida, Malpighiales, Linaceae.